AUGAGUGCUUCCUUGGCACGUGGAAUGCUCCACAAGAUGGGCGGUCACUGCUGUCCGCACCAUGCUCCGGCGACCAGUCCGUUCAAGUUGGCCAAACUCCACGGAAACAACAGUAAGUAUAUUUUUGGUUCUUUUCGUUAUUGAGACGUCUAGAGGCUUGAGAAUAAAGCUAGAACUUCUUUAAAGGGAUGUCUCUUUUCACAGUUUUUGGUUACCGUAACCUGGCAGUACUUAAAAGUGUUGUAAUUUGUAGAUUUGCUAUUCCAGAGUCUACGGAGUAUGCAUUCGAGAUGGUGUGCUCAACUCUUCGUUUCGGAAAAGGAGUCACUCUGGAGGUGAUCGACCAGACAUCAACAAUUGUCAUUUGAACAUUUUCAUUGCAGAUCGGAUACGACGUCCGCAAUCUCGGAGCGAAGAAAACUUUGCUGAUCACUGAUAAGAAUGUACAGAACACCAUCGCUUUUAAGUUAGAACUGUUUGUUCGGCAUCUCCAACCCAUUCUGUUUGUUUCAGGAAUGCAGAGCAAGCACUGAAGAAUGUGGACAUCGAGUACGAAGUGUUUGAUGAUGUUCUCAUUGAGCCGACUGACAAGAGCAUGCAGAAAGCGAUCGAAUUCGCCAAAUCGAAGAACUUUGACAGUUUCAUCGCAGUCGGAGGAGGAUCAGUCAUCGAUACGACGAAGGCAGCCGCCCUUUACGCCUCCAACCCGGACGCUGAUUUCCUUGAUUUUGUCGGUCCGCCGUUCGGAAAGUCUCUCCAGCCGAAGAACCCGAUGCUUCCUCUGAUCGCAGUGCCAACCACCGCCGGAACUGGAUCGGAGACCACUGCCGCUUCCAUCAUGGAUCUGCCCGAGCACAAGUGCAAAACAGGGAUUCGCCUUCGUUGCAUCAAGCCCUACUUGGCCAUCGUUGACCCUCUGAACGUGAUGAGCAUGCCUCGCAACGUGGCUAUUUACUCCGGCUUCGAUGUGCUUUGUCACGCCCUUGAGAGUUACACCGCCCUUCCGUUCGACCAGAGAUCUCCCCGUCCACUUCGUCCGGAAGUGCGCCCGGUUUACCAGGGAUCCAACCCGAUCAGUGACGUUUGGAGUAGAGAAGCUCUCAGAGUAAGACUAAACCCGAACUGUAUUCAAACUGAAUUCACCGUAUUGUAGAUCAUCGGCAAGUACUUCCGUCGUUCCAUUUUCGAUCCGUCCGAUGAAGAAGCUCGUACCGAGAUGCUCAAAGCCAGCUCGUUCGCUGGAAUCGGAUUCGGAAACGCCGGAGUGCACUUGUGCCACGGACUGUCGUAUCCGAUCAGUUCGCAAGCGAAAAAGUGCGUCGCCGACGACUAUCCGCAGACAAAGAAGCUGAUUCCGCACGGACUGUCCGUGAUGACAACUGCAGUCGCCGACUUUGAAUUCACGACCGCCGCCUGUCCGGAUCGACAUUUGACGGCUGCUCAGACACUUGGAGCUGACAUUCCAGUGAGAAGCCGUUGGAGUAACGAAAACAACGUCAUUUUCAGAAUCACGCUGACAACGAGUACAUCUCGCGAACUCUCUGCGAUCAAUUGAGAGGAUAUAUGAAGGAUUUCGGAGUGCCGAACGGACUGAAAGGAAUGGGAUUCGAAUUCUCCGAUAUUGGUGAGUGGCCUAGAAUACUUUGGAUUAAUAUCAAUCACCCUCAUUGCAGACACUUUGACUGAGGCCGCCAGCCAUUCCGUUCCGAACAUUGCCAUCGCUCCCAAAUCCACGGACCGUGACAUCAUCAGCAAACUCUACGAAAAGUCCCUGACCGUCUACUGA
Caenorhabditis sp. 36 PRJEB53466 is the source of this 1786-nucleotide messenger RNA. NCBI's taxonomy places the organism in Eukaryota, Metazoa, Nematoda, Chromadorea, Rhabditida, Rhabditidae. The record is from the annotation of a GenBank genome assembly.